AGCUGUUUCCGGCCACCUCAGCGGGAAGCGGAGACGCCGGCGGCUAGCUGUUGGGGAAGUGAGCGGUAGGUGUAACCGGUCACCGCGGGAGAAGAGAGGCCAGCGACUGAGGCGGCCGGGUCUCCAUAGCCUAGGAAGAUGGUGCUGCUGACGAUGAUCGCCCGCGUAGCGGACGGGCUUCCGCUGGCCGCCUCGAUGCAGGAGGACGAACAGUCAGGCCGGGACCUUCAACAGUAUCAGAGUCAGGCUAAGCAGCUCUUUCGAAAGUUGAACGAACAGUCCCCUACCAGAUGUACCUUGGAAGCAGGAGCCAUGACUUUUCACUACAUUAUUGAGCAGGGCGUGUGUUACUUGGUCUUGUGUGAAGCUGCCUUCCCUAAGAAGUUGGCCUUUGCCUACCUGGAGGACUUGCACUCGGAAUUUGAUGAGCAGCAUGGGAAGAAGGUGCCCACCGUGUCUAGGCCCUAUUCCUUCAUCGAAUUUGAUACCUUUAUUCAGAAGACCAAGAAGCUCUACAUUGAUAGCCGUGCUCGGAGAAACCUCGGCUCCAUCAACACUGAAUUGCAAGAUGUGCAGAGGAUCAUGGUGGCCAAUAUUGAAGAAGUCUUGCAGCGGGGAGAAGCACUCUCAGCAUUGGACUCAAAGGCUAACAAUUUGUCCAGUCUGUCUAAGAAAUACCGCCAGGACGCGAAGUACCUGAACAUGCGUUCCACUUACGCCAAACUCGCAGCCGUGGCUGUAUUUUUCAUCAUGUUGAUAGUGUAUGUGCGGUUUUGGUGGCUGUGAGGUGUAGUGAGCCUAGUCGCUGGUAAGGGAGAACCUAGAACCCGGCAGGCGUAUGUUUUCAGGAAACUGAGCUCACAGGGCUGUGUAUUAGAAUCCAAGAGGAACUUCUGCCUCUAAAGACCUUGCAAGAAAUGACCUGUCCUGAAAAUGAAAGCUGGCGCCUCGUUUAAGGAAAGCUUAACCCAUGUGGAAGUCUCUUUGGGGGCAGAGGCUUUCUCUGGGUGCUCAGCCAUAUGUAUUAGGGAACAGUAGAUUGUUUGUUUCAUUUCUUUCCCUCCCAGGACGUUUGGAAGACAGCAGAACUGGGGCAUUCUCUUUCCCUGGUGGAGCCAUCAGUGAAUUUAAGAUAGCCACCCCCUGCUAGCAACAUCCUGAAAUUCCCCUCAAAGAAGGCGGCCUGCUGGGGGGUCUUAACUUUAAUCAACAUUCCUUUGUUGGUGACAUUUGUGAUUGACUUCCAAGUAAAACUCAAAGUACAUGAAAGUCAAUUGCUCUGCUGCACAGAUCUUGUCUGUUGGCCACUGUAGGAAGUUAGCCUUUGUUAUUUUUCUUUUAUAUUUUGCUUAUUGCACAGUUGCUUUGGGGUUAAAUCAGUUACAUUAACAUGCCUUGAAAUUAUAUAGUAUUGCUCGACUAAAAGAUUGAAGUUUUUC
Messenger RNA from Microtus ochrogaster (prairie vole), 1439 nucleotides. RefSeq names its product SEC22 homolog B, vesicle trafficking protein (gene Sec22b). Gene Ontology annotation, cellular component: membrane. Lineage: Eukaryota; Metazoa; Chordata; Mammalia; Rodentia; Cricetidae. Gene Ontology annotation, biological process: endoplasmic reticulum to Golgi vesicle-mediated transport; retrograde vesicle-mediated transport, Golgi to endoplasmic reticulum. The record is from RefSeq and is a predicted model, not a curated record. Gene Ontology annotation, molecular function: SNAP receptor activity.